GUUAUCAAGGUCAAUAUUCAGAACAACUUUUCUUACAUGUUACCGUUACUCGACUGUAGUUUCUGAGAUAUUCCUAAAUAUUUUUGUUACUACGGCAGUAUAAGUUUGGUAAUCGAACAAUCGCUUUUUUCAAUAUCAUGAUUAAAGUGCUUUUAAUUUCGAAUAACGAUAAUAAAAUAUAAAGCUUAACAUACAAAUUGACCAAGACUAACUAAACUUUUGUUCGAAUUAAUGGAUCACGUUCAAACGAACUAAUUACAACCGUCGCGCCGCGAUGUUAUAAAUAGAAAACUCUGAUCAUUUCUGUGGUCGGUAUUUCAGAACGUGAGACACGAUAUCUUAUAGAACUUUCAUUUAAUAUCGCGUCUAUUUUGUACUUAAUCAAUGGAUAUGGUCACAGACGAGAACCAAUCGAUACUGUCAUGUGCGAUAUUAUCCUCAUCUAAAUACUAUCGACAUGAAUAUCCAGAAGCCUGAGGGUCUUUUGUCGGUGGUUUUACCAAUUGAACUUGCGUCAUCGCCGAGUUCGCGGCAGCUCAUUAUAAGUCAGGACCAACAGGAAGAAGAGGCGUCGGAUUGCCCGCUUUUAACUCCUAGCCCACCGGCCACGCAACCAGACAAUGCCUUGGAAAUCAACACCAUUUUCUCUUCCUCGGAAGGAAAACCCGUGGAAUCGAUUCCUCCACCAACGCUCGAAAAUAUUAAUAAGGAGGAUGGGCUUAACGAGUUCAUGAAUAUAGUGAACAGCUCGAGUAGAGCACUGAACGAUGAACCAAGUUCGCGGGAUCCGAUGGUGGAAUCGACGACCAGCGGAAGCAGCAGCGACACAAACGAACCCGUUUGUGCACAGCUAUUGACGCAAUUGAACACAGCCUAUCAACAUCUUGCACCCGAUGCUCAAGCACUGUUUUACAAUCAGGAGAAUGGAGGAAAACCACCAUUGGUCGGGAUACAGCUGAUGGUACCGAAGCCGUCGAAGGAUUAUCGCUUCAUGAAAUGGAACUGGCCACUCAUACGGAAAACUUGCUUCUGGUCUCUGAUGUCGGUGCUGGCUGCAUGCGUAGCGCUCGUCAUUGGUGUAAUCGUCACAAUGCCGAAGAAGUGCGACCCUCCAGUUCAAUGGUGGCAAGGUAGCGUCUUCUACGAAAUAUUCCCCGCAUCGUUCCAAGAUUCCUCGAAAGGAAGUGACGGUAUCGGGGAUCUUCGAGGCAUAACGAUGCGUUUGGAUUAUUUAAAGAAAUUAGGCGUACGUGGGAUCCGCUUAAAUUCGAUCUUCCCAGCAGCACACUAUCCUGAAUAUUACACAAACAUCGAGAACCUGACAGACCUCAAUAAAGAAUUAGGAACGUUGGAUGAUUUCGCCGUGCUUGUGCACGAGACUCAUCGUCGAAACAUGAGCCUCGUUCUAGAUCUGCCGCUGUAUCCCUUUGUAAAGUCUUUGUAUAACGAAACUGUGCCCUCUGAGAAGCCGAAUAAAACAGACAAAGCCGUACGUGAGAGAAGAGACGUUACCGAGACCACGAUUCUGCAGGAGGUAACACCGACGACACCUUCCAUGUCGCUGCAAGCGAUUCGCCAAGCACUGUCCUCGGUGCCACCUUCUCUGGAUACCCCACAGCGUGAUCCGCUCACGUCGAAACACGCGAACAACGUGUCAGAGAACGGCAACGUGACAGGGGCUAUAAAAAUUUGGUUGCAAAGGGGAGUCGAUGGGUUUUACUUGAAAGGACUGGAACAUUACGUGGACGAAAGUUCCUUUGCUAGCAGCCUGAGACUCUGGAAGUCCAUCGUAGGCUCUGAGAGAAUACUUAUUUGUCACGUGGAUGCUUUGAACGCUGCCAAAUUGGUCGCAGCGAAAAACUCUAUUUUAAUGAAUAUGGAUCUUGUGGAUGUUACGUUGCGCGUGGCGAAUGGCACGAAAGAGAUCAAGCGCCAAGUAGAGCAUAUUACAAAAGGUGUGUUGUUUAAAAAGCCGGGUUAUCCUUGGAUACACUGGUCCAUAGGUGGCGUGGACUUGAAACGAAUAGCUUCUACCAUUAGCGUGCAGAAUGCUACCCAUGCUAUGACUUUGUUAGGGAUGAUGCUUCCGGGAACGUCCAGUAUAUUCUAUGGUGACGAGAUAGGUAUGUUGGACUGUGAAUGCAAAGAUCAUAAGGAUCUUGCUCACGUGCACAACUUAGCUCCUAUGUAUUGGGAGGAAAUCGGCGGUUCUGAGAUUAAGUUUACAUCCGGCGGUGUCACGGCCUGGCUUCCGGAAUAUAGGAAACCGUUGGAGACUAGCUUGACUGGAACCAUCGCUAAAAUGGCUUCUCUCAGAUCGGAAACUACGCCAAUCUAUGUUAAAGCGGUGCUAAAGGAGAAUCAGGUGCUGGCAAACUGUAAUAUUAGGUAUGCAGAAGAUGAAAUGAUCGUGGUGGAACGAUGGUAUCCACGACGAAACUCUUACGUGUUUUUAGCGAACCUGGGCAACCAAACGCAAACAAAGGACUUGUCCUUCCUUUAUUACGGUGGUCAUGUGGUAGUCGGGCCAUCGUAUAGAUUAAACAAAGACGUAUAUUUCAAAGAACUUAUCAUACCUCCGGGAGAAGCUUUCGUUAUAAAGCUUGAUAAAUGAAGAUUUGUUACUGAAUUAAAGAUCAAUGCAACGUUCAUUUUAUAUGUACGAUCAAGAUUUUUAGCGUCUUUGAUUAAUAUGAUCAGCGUGAAUUUGUGAUAUUUUAUUUGGAGGAUAUCGUUGACGUUGCGAACGUUGUACAACGAAUGUUUAGAUAUGUUUAGAAAGUUCCUAUUUUAAUAAAUAAAUCGAUUAGGAACCACAGUGUCCAACAAAGGAAGAACGAUUUGGCGAAAAAAUAAAUGGGGUAUAUAUGAUGUGGAAAGGAAGAAGAAAAAGAGAAGUUUGUACGGUCUCAACGAUUACAUAUACAUACACGGGUAAAAUGUGCUUAGACACAAAAUCAAAAGCUCACGAUAAAAAUCAAAUCCUAUAUUGUUAACUUUAAUCUGGUUGGUGAUAAUGAAGAAGCACAACGAAACGAUUGCGCAUUUCACAUUCCAAAAAAAGACAGAUCAUUUCACGUUUGCCUGUGUUCAUUUUAAUGAUCAACGUCUAGGACGAGAUUACUUCGCUGAUUUGUAUAUCUUUUAAUCAUUUUGAUAAUAAAGCCAAAGAUGCUUGCGGUUCGAUUGAUUAUAUUCUCAGUCAUAAGGCGAAUUCCAUAUUAAAGUCGGUAUACUUCGUAUCUCGCAGAUUACAGGAAAUUUAUUCGUGUCACUGGGUACGAUUUUAAAUUUUUAAAUCGAUCUAAAAUAUAGCUAAUAUUUUUAUAUAACGAAUUUUAUCGCGUGUAAAGAAUUGUUCGCAACGUGUAAUUUUCACUUCUUUUAUAAUCAUUUUGGUACUAAUCGAGUGAUACUUUAUCGAUGCGUAAAUUUAAACGGUGCUGACGCAGAAACAAUCCUUUUUGUAUUCUUAUUCGACAUUAUGUGACACGUCAUGUGUUCUCGUGACAUGAAUUUUAUAAGUUACACGUGACUUUAUGUAAACGUAUAAUUCGAUCGAACAUGAAUAUUCCGAUACAAAUUUCGUAAUAGUAUGUAUUAUGAAGGAAAUACAAUAUUUGUUAUCUAUAAUGUAUCCUAUGUAUUCAAAUUUUUACUUUAACAAAGUUCGAUUUUGAUGUGGAUAUUAAUAUUCGGAAAUAAAACAGAAAAUUUUAUCUCAUAAUUAUUUAAUUUUGCUAAUUAAUUUAUUUUCCAAUUGUAAUAAUAGUGAAAUUAAUAAAAAAUGUACAUUUGAAAUGUUGAGUUACAGUCGAGUUGAUUUGUAUUGAGCGCCACUUGCGUUGAACGUUUCUCGCUAGUACUCGCAUUUGCUACUUGUUCAUAUAUAAGAGAGCUCCGUACUUGACUUCAGCGAAGCAUUCCUUCGAGCUACACCGCGGAGCCACAGUCGGAGUUCUUAGUAACUUUUUCAUGCUCUGAGGAAAGUCCCUGGACCGUGGGCAGAAAGUGCCGUAGCGCUAUCUGCUGCUAGCCUCCUGUCGUCUUUCUCGACUUAGGGAUAGGAAGCUUCGGCAGAUCCUUUCGAGUUAGGACGGGAGUGUAUUGGUCAAAGAAAAGUAAUGUGGUUAGAGACGAGAAUUUCUAAAUUAGAUUUCCGUGUCCAACUAAACAGGGCUCAUGACGAAGGGAAGCUUCCAUUUUUU
Bombus pyrosoma is the source of this 4208-nucleotide messenger RNA. Its product is annotated as maltase A2-like. The record is from RefSeq and is a predicted model, not a curated record. Gene Ontology annotation, biological process: carbohydrate metabolic process. NCBI's taxonomy places the organism in Eukaryota, Metazoa, Arthropoda, Insecta, Hymenoptera, Apidae. The transcript has 8 exons. Bases 458 to 2614 code for a protein of 718 amino acids.